Lytechinus pictus (painted urchin) is the source of this 852-nucleotide messenger RNA. RefSeq names its product FAS-associated death domain protein-like. The transcript has 4 exons. NCBI's taxonomy places the organism in Eukaryota, Metazoa, Echinodermata, Echinoidea, Temnopleuroida, Toxopneustidae. Bases 80 to 757 code for a protein of 225 amino acids. The record is from RefSeq and is a predicted model, not a curated record. Gene Ontology annotation, molecular function: protein binding. Gene Ontology annotation, biological process: regulation of apoptotic process; signal transduction.
AAGCGGUCGCUCAGUCGCGCUGAUAUUGAGAGGAGUUUUCUGGAAUUCGGAAGAAAUUUCAUCAGGUUCCUGUUUAAUCAUGGCUGUGGAUGUCCAGGACCUCCGCUACAAACAGGUAGCCUACAAAAUUGGUAAAUCUCUCUCUCCGGAAGAAAUCCAUGACUUCAAAUUUCUUUGCAAAGACAUUCCAGGCUUCACCCAAACAGAUGUUGAUGAGAUUUCCGAUGGUCUGGCCCUUAUUACCAAACUUGAACAGCUGGAUGUUCUUACAAAAGAAAAAGUAGAUUUGGUGGUGAAUUUUUUGUCUUUGGUGAAUAGGAAGGACUUAGAAGGCGACUUGAAGCAAUAUGAACAAGAGUUUAUUACAAGGUCAAUGGAAGGGCAAGUAGGAGGGCCAGUAGCUCAACCAAUGAGCGCACAAUUUCAGCAGAACAAUGGAUACCAAUCAGCAGCUUUCAACUCACAGAAUCAACCAGCUGCAAUGGGAGAAGAUCUUAGUACUGAAUUUGACGUCAUCGUUGAGAACAUUGGCCGUGACUGGCGACAGCUGGCAAGGCGUCUGGGUCUAACUGAAGUUGAUAUUGAAUGCAUCACUGAGAACCACAGCAGGAAUCUGAGGGAACAGUCCAGACAGGCUCUAUGGAUGUGGAAGAACAAACACAGGAGAGAAGCUACAAGGCAGGCACUCAUUGCUACCCUCAGGAAAUGCAAGAUGAACUACAUUGCUGACAUUGUGGAAGGGUAUAUAAAUCCUUGAAGGAAUCAUCAAAAUAGUCAAGAUUUGAAACAUGGUAAGGAUGUUCAUUAAGGUUUGAAGGCAUUGUCAAACAGUUCGUCAAGGUGUGAAGGCAU